CCCUUCCCCCUCUUCUCACUCACCCUCUCCCUCCCUCUCCAACUGCUCGAUGGAAUCGCCGCCGCCGGCACCCUCCGCCGCUCCUGCUGCCGCAGCGACAUCUCCGAGACCACCAAUCGCUCCUUCGAAGUUGCGAUUGAUGUGCAGCUACGGUGGACAUAUAGUCCCACGCCCACACGACAAGUGCCUCUUCUACGCCAGCGGCGAGACGCGUAUUGUGGCCUUGGAUCGGCGGACCACCGCAUCGUCACUUUCUGCGCUCACCGCGCACCUGUCCCGAGUUCUGUUCCAUAACCGUCCUUUUCUCCUAAAGUACCAGCUUCCCAGCGAGGACCUCGAUUCGUUAAUUUCGGUCGUCACCGACGAGGAUCUCUCGAUCAUGCUCGAGGAGCAUGACCGAAUCGCGCCUCCCGCGAGGAUCAGAAUAUUCCUCUUCCCCGUCAAGCCUGAGUCCCUCGGUUCUACCCUCGUCGAUCCGAAAUCAGACACUUGGUUUUCCGAUGCUUUGAAGAAUACUAGGAUUUUGCAAAAAGGACAAUCUGCGGAUUCUGGAUUUUUGAUGGGAUUGGGGUCAGAUUUGGAGGCUCCUGUGGAGUGCAGGAGCAACAGUGGCGGUGGUGGAGGCAAGCUCGGGGCGGAGUCAUUAAUUUUGGAAACGAGCUCGUCGUUUGGCUCGACUAAUUCCUCGUUUUCAAUGUCCAAUUCACCGGCGAUAGGUGUUGCCCAUUGCGAUGAGAAAGGCUUGAAUUUACUUGACAGAAAAGUCAGGGUUCCCUCGUCAGCCUCCCUUGAAAGUGAAAAUAGCGUUGGAAGUGCAGCUGCUCCUCCAAAAACUGAAAGUUUCUUGGAGCCACUGAUCCAGGUUGAUCCGGAAGAAUCAUCCGAGAAUACUGUUUCUGAUCCUCUACUUAGUAAUUUGACUCAGAAAUCAGUUCAUGUAGUCGGGUAUCCUUUUUCCCAGCCUCUCGACACAGUGAAGCAACAAUAUGAAACGCAAAUAAUUCAAGGAGGGAUGCAUUAUGUUCCUCAAUAUACUGGUUCAGUGCCAGCAUCACCUUAUUAUCCUCUGUACCAACUUCCAAUGCCCACGCCACAGCAUAUUCCUAGUCCCCAAAACCAGCCAUAUCCAAUAUAUAUUGUGCCCAUGCAGACCCCUCAGUACCAUAAUAUGUCGAUGCAGUGCUCCUUCGAUCCCAGUGCUACUAGUUCUUCAGGUCAACAACCUGUGCAUCCACAAGCUGCAGCAAUCCCUCACUCAAUAGCCCACAAAGACAUACAUGGAACUCAGAUACCUGAAUCUGUAACACAAGUUUAUUGCAAUAUUCCUACUGCUGUCCAGCCAAUCAGUGUGCCUUCUAAUCAAGGUGAACUUGCUAUGAAGUUACCAGAGCCCCAAAUGCCCUCCGAACCAGUUGCAAAUUCUUCAGCAAUUCCUUCUAGCCAUGGCUGUGAGUUCGAUGAAGAUAUUGCAUACAACCAAAUAUACAAAACCCAGCCUUUACCACCAGUAUUGCCUUCUCAGUAUCAGACAAUGACAAAGGGCACAACUGUGGUUUCAGAACCUUCGGUCCACCUGCCAGCAAACCCUCUCUAGCUGUAACUAUAAUGUUAUGGAAAGUGGAGAGCUAAUGCUAGGGUGUUCUCUCUUCACUGUCUGAGUCAUGGUCUUCAUCAAGUUUGUUAAAAUUAGGUUGGUCUGGAUUUGAAGAAGCUGGAUGAUGAGUAAUCUGGGUUCUUGGUGUUAUCAAUCUAUGGGGGGUUGGUAAAGAUUAUAAGAUUUCUUGACAUUUUAAUUUGAUGUGUAGCUAUAAAUGCAUUGAGUCAGUUAUUUUUAUUGUGUUAAAAGUUUUGAAAAUACUGUGUAGAAAGUCAGCUGGAAGUUUUAUACAAUUUGUUCAUUUGUUUUUUAUUUUUAUUUUUUGUACCCACUGCCUUCCACUAUGUUACCAAUUUUGUACUUUGUAUGACAAUAUGAGAAUGCUCCAGUUAUGAAUAAUAUUUUUAUCUAGCAAAAGAGCAAUAUGAUAUAAAUUGCUCAAAGCUUAGAAGCGUUCCUGUC
This is a messenger RNA of Andrographis paniculata, 2059 nucleotides long. RefSeq lists its product as uncharacterized. The record is from RefSeq and is a predicted model, not a curated record. Gene Ontology annotation, molecular function: protein binding. NCBI's taxonomy places the organism in Eukaryota, Viridiplantae, Streptophyta, Magnoliopsida, Lamiales, Acanthaceae. Bases 50 to 1594 code for a protein of 514 amino acids. The transcript has 2 exons.